Messenger RNA from Chlorella variabilis, 1356 nucleotides. RefSeq lists its product as hypothetical. The transcript has 13 exons. The coding region runs from base 1 to 1356 and encodes 451 amino acids. The record is from RefSeq and is a predicted model, not a curated record. Gene Ontology annotation, molecular function: chloride channel activity. NCBI's taxonomy places the organism in Eukaryota, Viridiplantae, Chlorophyta, Trebouxiophyceae, Chlorellales, Chlorellaceae.
AUGACAGCCAGCGACGCCCCUUCUGCCAGCCGCAGCGGCGGCCACGCCCGCCUGGUGCAGACCGCGGCGUCGCCCCGGGGCGACGGCAGCUUUGCUGUUGGGAGCACCGACCUGGAGCAGGUGGCUGAGCAGGCGGUGGUGGAUGCCGUCGCCCAGACGGCGGGCGACCGGGCGACCAGCAGCAGCGCGGCGGCAGGCAGCCGGGAGGUGGACCCGAUCAAGGAGGGCAGCCGCAAGUACCGACGCACGGUGUACGACUUCGAAAACUGGCGGCAGCACCGCAGCACGAAACGAUACAUGCGGCACGCCAAGGGCCUGCUCGGGUCUCGCAUCUUCCGCGGACUGGCCUCCCCGCUGCUGUACAUACUGGCCGUCAGCGCCUCGGUGGCGGUCUGGAACACGCUGGUGGAGACGGGGCUGGCGCCAGACGUGCUGCCGGAGCUGCACAUGAGCAACAACGGGCCCUUCGGCCUCACCUCCUUCGCCCUCUCCCUGCUGCUGGUGACCAAUGCCAGCUAUGCGCGCUGGCUGGAUGCCCGCAAGGCCUGGGGCAUGCUGGUGAACAGGAGCCGCGACAUCACUAGGCAGGCACUGACGUGCUUCCCUGCCGCGGACCGACCCCUGCUGGACAUGCUGUGCCGCUGGACCGCCGCUUACAGCCGCGCCCUGAUGUGCCACGUGCGGGAGGAUUCAGACCUGGAGGCAGAGCUUCGCAAGGUGCUGCCGGCGCAUGAGGUGGAGGCUGUUGUGCUAGCCAAGCACCGCCCCAACUACUGCCUGCAGGUGAUGUCUGAGAUCGUGCACAGCGCUCACCUGUCUGCCCUCCCGCUCCCGGUUGCGCGCGGCGCCGUGGUGGCGUCGGGCGCCCCUGCGUUGGCUGCGGCGGGGUGGGAGGGGACGCGGUACCGCAUGGACGAGAACCUGACGGCCAUGGAGGACAUCCUUGGCGCCUGCGAGCGCAUCCUGCGGGCCCCCAUCCCGCUGAGCUACACACGCCACACCUCCCGCUUCAUGAUGAUCUGGCUCACCCUGCUGCCCUUCUCUCUGUGGGACAACUGCGGCUGGGCCUCGGUGCCGCUGUGCGGCAUCAUCGCCUUCCUGCUGCUGGGCAUCGAGGAGAUUGGUGUGUCUAUUGAGGAGCCCUUCAGCAUCCUGCCCCUGGAGGUCAUCUGCGACAUCAUUGAGGCAAAUGUGCGGGAGCUGAGGAGCAUCCAUGCCGGCAGCCACGCCGAGGACGGCAGCCAGCCGCGGCGGGCCCCCGCGGCCCGGGACCUGGUUGGGCGGGCGGUGGCCGAGGCGGAGCAGGAGGAGGCGGCAGCAGCGGCUGGGACGGUGGCGGCGGCAGCCGGGGCGUAG